UGUUGCUUUCUCUCUCCACGAAGCUUCGUCGAAGGUCACUAAUGGCGUUCUCAAUUCUCCAUGCAUUUAACCCUCGCCUCCUUCCUCGAUCCUUCCUAUCACUCCUGCGCCUCUUCUUCUUCUGCAAUUUCCAAUUUCCGCCAUGAAAUUCGUCCAGAUUGUUCCCCGGAGGUUUUUCCGGCAGAAGAAAUCGCGAUCAGUUUCCAGAUCCGAUGCGGCGUCGUUCGGCUCCCAAACGACGUCGUCGUCUUCAUCGGAGGACAGUUACAAAAAGCCUAAAGGCUCAUCCACGCCGACGAGCGUCCUCAUCCCCGCCGCCGCCGCAGAGUGGUCGGAGAUCGCGCGGGACGUCGGAUUCGAGCUCAAACGCGCGUUCGAGAUGAUCGACGGCGACGGCGACGGGAAGAUACGGAAGGAGGAGCUGGAGGCGCUGCUUUUCCGGCUAGGCGCCGCGGCGCCGCCGCCGAGCCAGGAGGAGCUUCAAUUGGUGGUUAACGAGGUCGAUCGCGACGGCGACGGUUGUAUCAGUUUAGAGGAGUUUCAGUCGAUCGGAUCGGCGUUCACGCCGCCGGAGAGCGAAGCGGAGGCGCGUGACACUUUCGAUUACUUUGAUUCGGACGGCGACGGGCGGAUCACGGCGGAGGAGCUGUUCAGCGUUUUCCGGCGGAUUGGGGAUUUGCGGUGCACGUUAGAGGACUGCCGGCGCAUGAUAAGGGGUGCGGAUAGGAACGGGGAUGGGUAUGUCUGCUUCGCUGAUUUCAGCCGUCUGAUGGAGAAUCAACGGCCCAGAUGAUUCCGCUGGUUUCUACGUUAUCUUUUUAAAUAAUAAUAAUAAAUACUAAUAUGAAUAGGGGAAUUUACCAAAAGGAUAAAUUCAAAUAUCCAGAAAUUGUUUUCUGUAUUGUCAAAUGAAAUUAAGUAAUUAAUUCAA
Messenger RNA from Andrographis paniculata, 931 nucleotides. RefSeq names its product probable calcium-binding protein CML36. The record is from RefSeq and is a predicted model, not a curated record. Gene Ontology annotation, molecular function: calcium ion binding. NCBI's taxonomy places the organism in Eukaryota, Viridiplantae, Streptophyta, Magnoliopsida, Lamiales, Acanthaceae. Bases 143 to 793 code for a protein of 216 amino acids. The transcript has a single exon.